Miscanthus lutarioriparius is the source of this 1011-nucleotide messenger RNA. Lineage: Eukaryota; Viridiplantae; Streptophyta; Magnoliopsida; Poales; Poaceae. The record is from the annotation of a GenBank genome assembly.
AUGGCGGGGGACGCUGGCGGCGGCGGGGUGGACUGGGAGAGCCUGGUGGAGGCCACCUCCGGGGCAAUCGGCUCGCUCGUCAGCACCACCGUGCUCUACCCGCUCGACACCUGCAAGACCAAGUUCCAGGCCGAGCUCCAGACGCAACAGGGCGCGCAGAAGUAUAGGAACCUUUCAGAUGUCUUUUGGGAAGCGAUUCGUAAAAGGCAAUUUUUGUCUCUAUAUCAGGGCCUUAACACGAAGAACAUUCAGUCUUUUGUUUCCUCGUUUUUUUAUUUUUAUGGGUAUAGCUAUUUUAAAAGACUCUACUUGGAGAAGAGUGGAGCAAAGUCUAUUGGAACAACAGCCAACUUGUUAGUUGCAGCUGCUGCUGGUGCUUGCACCGUUAUCGUGACACAGCCAUUAGAUACAGCAGCUUCUAGGAUGCAGACAAGUGCCUUUGGAAAGUCUAAAGGUCUGAGGGAAACUCUUUCAGAAGGUACUUGGAUGGAAGCAUUCGAUGGCUUGGGCAUUUCCAUUAUAUUGACUUGCAAUCCUUCUAUUCAGUACACCGUAUUUGAUCAGCUCAAGCAAAGGAUAAUUCAGAGGCAGCGACGCAAAAAUGCAGGAUCAGCAGAGGAUAAUUCCCGAGUUGCUCUUUCUGCUUUCUCAGCUUUUCUGCUUGGUGCUGUCUCCAAAAGUAUUGCUACAGUAUUAACUUAUCCAUUAAUCAGGUGCAAGGUGAUGAUUCAGGCUGCAGAUCCAGAUGAAGAUGAUGACAAUGAAUCUGAAAGGCCAAGCAAAUCAAGAGCACCAAAAACAAUGCUAGGUGCCUUGCAUGCUAUCUGGACCAAGGAAGGCAUUCCAGGCUUCUUCAAAGGCCUGAAUGCUCAGAUCCUUAAAACAGUUUUGAGCUCCGCCUUGCUGCUGAUGAUAAAGGAGAAGAUCUCGAAGUUCACUUGGGUCUCACUGCUUGCCAUGCGGCGGUAUCUCUUCGUUUCUCAGAAGAGGAUAAAGAGUGUAACUGUAUGA